AACUUUAACGAAAUCAUGAUUGGGUUAACUUAAAAAUUUUUUUAGUUGGCAACUGUGGCCAAAGUGAGACCAAAUUACCAAAAAAAAAAAGAAAUAGGGGAUGUUUUUAUGGCCCGACCGACUUAUGCUCAUCUCUAAGUCGAACAUUUGUUUUGGAUUAUUCAAAGAAAAAAAUCACGAUUCAUGAUUUAAGUUAAUAUAAUGCUGCCACUGGCUGUUAUAUUGGUGUAUCUGGACAGCAAGGGUGAUCGUCUACUGUAUCGCUAUCCAUAUCAGACAUUGGGUGAGGAAGAGCCCGAGGAAUGCACCAACAAAAAACGCAAUCCCUUCGCAAUUUCAAACACAGACGACUUGUUGCAGGCGACCACGCACCAAAGUCAUGCUCAUGGACAUUUACAAGGAUUUACGGAUGAUGUGUUCUCGGCGUUGUUUGCUGUUAAGCCACAGCUGUGCAACCAAAAGUUCGAACUGAAGCUCAACGAUGUGCGUUUUGUUAGCCAUCCUACACUGGUACCCGCCGCCAGCGCUACCAGCACCUCGUCCACCGGUAUGGGUGCGGCCUCUACUGUGGGGGCGGGUGCUCCCAAAAAACAGCAAAUGCUUAUUAACAUUGUUUUUGCGCUCAACGCGCAAGCCAGUUAUUCCAUUGUAAAGUGUUACCAUGAGCUCAGCAAACGCCUGGGCCUGGCGCUAAAGUUUGAAGAGCAGCGUGGAUACAUAACCGAGCAAACUGCCUGCAUGGCACGCACACAUGAUGAACAGCAGCAAUUGCAGACGCCGCUAGAGCGUACAUUCGAGCUUAUUGAGGAACGCUGCAGCUUGGCGCAGGCGCUAAAGUCGAUAUUCAAUGAUCUGUGCACAACGGGACUGCUCAGCACCACACUCAAUCAGAAUUUGACGUUGACCUUUUGUCUGCCUGCCAAAGCGCAUCAGUUGCACAAGAAAGGCAGUAUGGUGGAUCCGGAGACCAUUGACCGUUGCCUGCGUGCACUUAAGCCAUAUCAUGGCAUGUUGCUGCUGGUGGACUUUGCCGAGCUAUUGGACUGUGUGCCGCCGACGGGUGCCCGCAUGCUCUGGCAGCUCGUUGAUGCCUACAAUCCGUUGAUCAGCCUGCAGAGCAUGGCUUCCAAUGCGGAUUUGAGCAUUGAGCAUGUAUACAAGUUGGUAUCACAUCUAGUCUACUGGGCUAAAGCAACCAUAAUUUAUCCGCUUUGCGAGACAAAUGUUUAUGUCAUAGCACCAGAUGCGCCACUGUAUACCAAGUCGCAUCUGGUGGGGAAGUUUUCUACGCGAUUUGCGGGCAUGUCGCUGUUUGAGGUUAUAUCCGACUUUUCACUGCCUACCUCCAUUGGGCAUCUUACAACCCCUCUGCAACAGCCUGCACGUCAAGGCAUUCUCGCCCAGAUGGUGCUCUGGAUGCUGCAGCAUCAUCUGCUCAUGCAGCUUCACACCUAUGUGCAGUUUAUGCCUAGCGAUGCUGAUGAUGAGUUCGCUGACUCUGCCUCCUGCGCGCAGGCAGAAUUGCCUGGAAGCUGUGGCAACUUAACAGAGGAUGAGCACGAUAGACUACAUGGAGGCUCAUUGCUAAGCAUGUCCAGUCAACCGCUGCCCAUGCCUGCUAAUGCGCUACGACGCACUAUUUCUGAAGAUCACUAUUCACUGACCUCGGAUAACAUUGCCGUACAGCCCUCAUCCAGUCACAAGUCAAACUUUAGCAUGACUGCCUCUCUGAGCACAGACAACUGCGGCAGCCUCAAUUCAAUAGAAGAUGAGCAGAAGCUAAAGGAGUUGCUGCUAGUGUUUAACGAUGGAGAUCGUGCUGCCAUACGCCGCAUACCCGCAUCCUCCAAUGUGGACGACUUGUCGCUGCUCUGUAAACUUUAUCAGAUGGGCUACUUUAAAAGCGAGCAUCAUUUAGAGGAGAUUAUGUAUUUUGAAAACUUGCGUCGCUCACAACUACUGCAGCUGCUGGAUAAAUUUCGAAAUGUCUUAAUUAUUUACGAAACCGAAGAUCCCGCUGUAGCUUCCAUGUAUAAAACAAAAUAGUUAAAAUUUAUUUAGUACGUAUUGUUGUCUUCUAUCUGUACACAUAUAAAAUAUAUACAUAUAAAAGAGUU
Messenger RNA from Drosophila busckii, 2117 nucleotides. It is a transcript of the gene Nprl3, whose product is annotated as GATOR complex protein NPRL3. Gene Ontology annotation, cellular component: GATOR1 complex. Lineage: Eukaryota; Metazoa; Arthropoda; Insecta; Diptera; Drosophilidae. The transcript has a single exon. The record is from RefSeq and is a predicted model, not a curated record. Gene Ontology annotation, biological process: TORC1 signaling; positive regulation of autophagy; negative regulation of TORC1 signaling. Bases 202 to 2046 code for a protein of 614 amino acids.